CCUGGUGUGCUUGGAGGAGGGGAAGACGGAAGCGGGGGGGGGGGGAGGAGACACCCCUUGACCGAGUACGGAGGGCAGUAUGGGGGAUGCUGUAUGCCGAUGAUGCCGGCGUCGUAUCGAGGUCUGCAGAAGGACUGGCGAGAAUGAUGACCAUCAUCGUUGAGGUGUUCGGGGAGUUCGGGCUAACGGUGUCGGAGAAGAAGACGGAGACGCUCCUGAUGCGCGCGAAGGACAAGCCGACUACAACAUCACAGCCCCCCCCGCCUCCACCGCUGACCAUGGAAGCCGCGGGACAGAAAUACGCCCAGACUACCGAGUUCCGAUACCUCGGUGGCCUGGUCAACGAACAUGGCGACCUCACCCGGGAGAUCAAGUACAGGAGCAGAGGAGCGUGGGCGUGGCUCAGGCGAUAUGGCCGGGAGCUCUUCGACAGACCGAAAGCGCCAUUCCGACUCAACAUCCGCCUACUCCAGGCGGAGGCGAUGGGGGCACUGCUGUACGGCCGCAUGACAUGGUCACCACUCAGCGGCCACUAUCAGACGCUGCGGUCGAUACACCACCGACUGCUCCUUCGAGUUAUCGGGGACGAGCGCAAGAAAGACACCUACCGGCAGCUCUCUUACGCCCAGACGCUGAAGAGGAUCGGAUGCCAGAGCGCUGAAGCCACAAUCCGACAACGACGCCUACUGUUCGCGGGAGCAUUGGCAAGGCAGCCGGACGGGCGACUCCCGAAACGGCUGAUGCUCGGCGAACUGGCGGGGGGGAGAAGCGACGUAGGGGGGGACAGGAACAGAACUGGCCAAAGUGUGAGCUCGACGACCUGA
Messenger RNA from Ectocarpus sp. CCAP 1310/34, 824 nucleotides. The record is from the annotation of a GenBank genome assembly. Lineage: Eukaryota; Phaeophyceae; Ectocarpales; Ectocarpaceae.